Messenger RNA from Diorhabda carinulata, 2376 nucleotides. Its product is annotated as venom allergen 5-like. NCBI's taxonomy places the organism in Eukaryota, Metazoa, Arthropoda, Insecta, Coleoptera, Chrysomelidae. The record is from RefSeq and is a predicted model, not a curated record. The coding region runs from base 1457 to 2305 and encodes 282 amino acids. Gene Ontology annotation, cellular component: extracellular region. The transcript is spliced from 5 exons.
AGCUCAGUAUUUACUUGGCAACCGUUUGAUGUGGGAGUGCUGAUCGCUCAUCCCAAAUAAAUCGCGGACUUAGCUUACAGUGUUUAUCUCUUCCACAAAAUAAAGAAAAUAAAGAUACGUUAUACGCUUAAAUUGGUUUCAAAAUAUAUUAAAUGCGAAUGAACCAAAAUGCUUUUGGUUAACUUUUUAAGGAAUGCAUAAAAAGAGUCGAAUAAAAAAAAACGUGACUUAGAAGAAAGAAAAAGGUUGGGAUGUGUUGAGAACAACAACAAAUGGGAACAUUGAAAAAAAAACUAACUAUAAAAGUUUGCAAUUUUUUAACACUUGUAUAAAUAGUGGAGUGAUACAUUUUAUGUAGUUAUUUGUAGACAUCGUUUACAAUUCUGUCCUCUUCAAUUUUGUAGAAUCAAUGUUCUUUAAUGAAUCUUUACAUGUGUGGUGAUAAGAAAAAGUUAUACAGGGGCAGGUCAGGCGGGUAAUUACACUAUUUUUAGCCAAGAACGGAAAUGGCUGUGUAUGUAUUUGCAUUGACAUGGUACAACAACCAGUCUCCUGUCUGCUAUAAAUCAUUUUUUUUUAACGAACGCUUUUCAACACUUCCAAAUAAACGGUUUGAUUAACGCUUGACAUAAAAAGAAUUGUUUUAAUGUUUCAUUUCACUUGUAGAAAUUGCUUUGGACAGGAUGUAGAGGGAGCUUUUCAUUGGCUUGGUUUGUUGCUUUGAUUUUCGGUCAUAAUCAUAUGAUUCAUCUUCAUUAAUGACAUUUGUCAAAAGAUCCGGAUUAGUUUUGAGCUGUCCGUAGUUAAAUUUGGCAUCAUGUAGAACGAAAUAAAAACAAAAAAACCUUAGAAAAAAAUCACAGUAGGGGAGAGGCGGGAAAUCACACACAGCAUCAUUGAAUGUCGACGCAACUUAAUUGUCAAGUGUCACAACUCUGUUGUAACUUUCUCUUCUACGCUUGUGUUUUUUUGGAGCAUUUUUGUAUGGAAUUUAGCGCCUUACGAUUCUCUGCCCUUCAAGAAAAUAGAAAAGGGAAACAUUUUCAGAGCUUUCCCGUUAUUUAGAAAGAGUAUGUGAAAUACAAUUCGAAACAAUUCUUCGGGAAAUUAAUUUAAGUUUUGGAAAGAUAGUAUUUUGUGGGGCUAGGUUUGGGGUGAUUUUUUGGCCUUGAGAUGGCUUUUUUUGGUUUGGCAUUUGUUCAGUUUGUGUGGAGAAAAGGGCAAAUCCCAUCAAAGGUGUGCAUCUCGGAUUCUAUGGUUUACUAAAACACGUAUACACCAUACAAUAGGUACUAUCUUGGCAACCUAGGUAAUAUUUCAGGUGGUCAUGAUUUAUGUCCAAAAUACUUUCAAAGAAAAUGUGAAUUUUAUCGUAAAUAUCGUGAGUGGAGGUUUGUUAUUCAAAUAUUUUAUAAAUUCCAUUAGUUCCUGAAUAGUGACUAAUUGUACUCUAUAAAUGAGUGCGAUUGUUCUCUGGAUUGGAUACAUCUGCGGAAAACUCGACGUAGCCAACAUGACUAGACUAAUAAUCGUUUUGAUUAUUUCUAUACAUUUUGCUAUGUCUAAAAAAGUUACAGACGAUCAAGGUGUUGAUUAUUGCAGUUUAUCUUGUGAAAAUAGUGCACAUACAGUAUGUAUACGGAGAAAAGCGAGAUGCGGACCGGCAGCACAUUGUAAUUCAUUUAUGGAGUUUUUAAACGACGAAUCCAGACAAUACAUUUUGGAUAUUCACAAUCAUCUACGAAAUCAAAUAGCUCUUGGAUUGGAAACGAGAGGUUUUCAACCUCCAGCAUCAAACAUGAAUGCUCUCGUUUAUAGCAAAAAUUUGGAAUAUGUCGCACAAUGUUUAACAAAUACUUGUCAAUAUGCGCAUGACGUUUGUCGAAUAACUCAUAAAUAUCCUAGUGUUGGACAAAAUAUAGGAGUAAAGUGGUUCUCUGGCAAAAAAUAUGAUAAUUACAAAACAGUUAUAAACGAAACAAUCUAUUCAUGGUACGAACAAGUAACGUCUUUUAAUUCCUCGUGGGUGGAAAAUUUCCCAGAUGAAAGAGGAAUCGAAGCUUACGCUCAAUUGGCAUGGGCUAACACCUUAGAAGUCGGAUGUGGAUUGACGUUCUGGUCGGAGGACGGUUGGCAUAUAUAUUUUUUCGCUUGUAACUACGGUCCCGCGGGAAACUUACCUGGAGCUCCAAUGUACGCGAUUGGCACCGCCGCUACCGAUUGCUCGGAUGGUAUGGAACCCAAUAAAAAAUUCAAAGGAUUGUGUGGACAAGAUAGAAUCAAUAAGAAGGAAUCACUUUAUUGAUGUUUUUAUCAAAUAUUUGUUCGAGUUGUAAAUUGAUAACAUGAUAAAUUAAUAAAGUAUUUUGUUUUUAA